AAAGACAGAAAGAAAGAAAGAAAGAAAGAAAGAAAGAAAGAAAGAAAGAAAGAAAGAAAGAAAGAAAGAAAGAAAGAAAGAAAGAAAGAAAGAAAGAAAGAAAGAAAGAAAGAAAGAAAGAAAGAAAGAAAGAAGACCGAGACGAAGAAUAACACAACACGCGUGCACUGUACUAAGUGUCGUCCAUGUUGCUUGCGUUGGUGGUGAGUUCAACGCCACCAGUGGCAUUUGUGGCACCGGUUGGCCUCCCUUAAUUAAGGGGUGGGGGCCAGGCAUGAACUGUACGCCAAGUGUUUGUGACGCGAUGUUUGACCCUUCCGUGUGAUGAAGGAGCUGGCCCAACGUCGCGCCCUUUCGCUUAACCUCGGUGAUCUGACGGCAGCCGGCUGGUUCACCCAAUGUGCCUUCUACAGAGAGCUUUAGUCAAGCCUGGCCCGUGGCCAUUUGUGCCAGAACUGCAUAGUCUCUGCCUGUCUUUACGAGCAAAGCACAGAACCACAUGGGAACGUCGCUGUUCCGCUAUGUUCGUUGUCCAUUGAUUCGUUUCCGCCAGCACGAGCGCACGUGCUGAGAAGUUUGUCGGGGAAGCCCCUGCAGCUCCUCCCUCUUCCGUUCUUUUUUUUUUUUUUUAAUCGACGCUCGCGCUCGUCGAGGGAGGCCUCGGGCCCACCGGCGUUGGCUGAACGAGUUGGAUGUGGUGAAACCGGAUCCCCCUCUCUCGAGUACCCUCGCUUCUCUUUUGUGCGUUACUUGUUUCCUGCACUCUGGCAUCUAGAUUAGGCGUGAAGGUCGCGCAGAAGCAGCCGUCUCGAGAGUGGGGGUUGAGCGACAGCUCCUUGUGUUGAUUAUUUUCUUGUUACUUGGCCAUUCUCUAAGUGAUCCCUAUGUCAGGCUUCUCAUCCCUUUCUCAUAUCAGCUUACCCCUCCCUCGUAAUGUGCUGUUCGCUUUGCGGGCCCUUGUAGUUUCUGCGUCGACGCUGCGCCGCUAGGGAGAAAGGAACGACGCUUUCAAACGAGGCCGUUCGCCGGGUAGCGAACAGUCAAGGCAGCCGCAUCCAGGAAAGCGUCGUCUGACAGAGGACCCUGCCCGGUAGCUCCGAAACAUGGCGUUGACACGUCGAACCCUGGUUACGGCGGUGCUGCUGGUCGUCCUCGCCUCGAUGGCCGCACAGAGCUGGGCGCAGAACGCUCAACGAGCUCCCAGCCCAGCGAGGCCCGCGCACAGUGGAGGUCCGUCGUCCAACACCCGGUCGCAUUCGCCGACUCGCGGUGGCUCUGGCGCUGCCGACGCCCGGACGGACCGUCGGAGGCGGCCCGACCGACCGCGCACUCCGGCCGGUUUGCCCAACGCCACUUACGACUACUUCAUCCUCAGUCAGCAGUGGAGCCCCGGGAUAUGUGCCGCUGAACCACAAUGCGUCUCAACCAGCAAGAAAAACUACUGGACCAUCCACGGCCUUUGGCCUGCCGGUGACAACACUUCGCCAAGCUUCUGCGUAGACGAACAGUUCAACGGCCGUGUCCUUGACCCCAUUAAGAGGGACCUCAACAAGUACUGGCCUUCACUGACCAGUGCCGAAGCACGAUACUUCACGUUUUGGCGCCACCAGUGGCAGAAGCACGGCACCUGCGCCGGCGACGUUCCCGCACUGAAUGGCCUGUUCAACUUCUUCAACUCCACGCUCGCUGUCUACAAAAAGUACAACAUAUUCCAAUUUCUCUCGAACAGCCUUAUUAGGCCCAGCGUCGUCAGAACGUACUCGGCCGCAGAAAUCCGUAACGCCCUCUCAGACGACAUUCGAGAGAAGGUCAACAUCGUCUGCAGCCAAAGAGUUCCGAAUAGGGACGCGCCUGUUCUGACCGAGAUUCGCUUCUGCCUCAACAAGAAUCUGGAGACGGUCAACUGCCAAGGAAGGAACGGUGGCUGCGGACGUCGGAACUACUACCUGCCGGCGCGGCCGUAGAACCAUUUCAUCAUCAUCGGCGAAGACCAAAGACAAAGGCCACGAGACGAGAACGGACCGUUGUUUGCUGGAAGAAGCCAACGCUUUUUCCAAAGAACUAUUCUUGGUGUCGCGAAGAGGGAGCGGUGCUCACGGCUCUCAAAAGAAUGAGCUGGCGACAGUAAGGGUUGAAAUUUAUGUCGGCGCUUAACUUAGCCAGGAAUCUUAAUCGCUCUCCGGCGUCGAUUAGAAGGACACCAGUUAUUAUGGUUCCAUCAUAGACACGCUCGUGAAGCAAUUCAUUGAUUCAUGGGACUCUGUUAUCGUAAAAUGCCUUUUUUUUUUCAUCUCGCAGCCGUGUUUACCUUUCUCCAUUACGAUUCUACCUCUGCCUGAUCAAUAAAUCAUAUUCUUAUAAUUU
Dermacentor andersoni is the source of this 2364-nucleotide messenger RNA. Its product is annotated as ribonuclease Oy-like. Gene Ontology annotation, molecular function: RNA binding; ribonuclease T2 activity. Gene Ontology annotation, cellular component: extracellular region. Gene Ontology annotation, biological process: RNA catabolic process. Lineage: Eukaryota; Metazoa; Arthropoda; Arachnida; Ixodida; Ixodidae. The record is from RefSeq and is a predicted model, not a curated record.